Molecule: messenger RNA, 1323 nt
Organism: Stomoxys calcitrans (stable fly)
Lineage: Eukaryota; Metazoa; Arthropoda; Insecta; Diptera; Muscidae
Gene: PGAP3
Product: post-GPI attachment to proteins factor 3
Exons: 7
Coding region: 107-1105 (332 amino acids)
Biological process (GO): GPI anchor biosynthetic process
Cellular component (GO): endoplasmic reticulum membrane
Molecular function (GO): hydrolase activity, acting on ester bonds
Source: RefSeq, a predicted model, not a curated record
GUGCACUAGGUCCAUAAUUCUGGCCAAGGGCCUUGGUUCUAACCAAAUUUCAUGAAAUGAAAUUAGUAGUUAAUUUACAAUUUUAAUUUAGUGGAAUAGUAGAAUUAUGUUAACUGUUGUUCAGAGUUUUUUCAUUGUUUGUAUAUUUAGUUCAAGUUUUACUCUAGUGUUAAGCUCAAAUGGAGAUCGCACCUCUUUUUUCAACAAUUGCCUACGGAACUGUGAAAGGCAAAAUUGUUCUGCAGAUGGCUUGGAAAUACAGGAGCAAGCUGUUAAAUAUUAUCAACAGACAGUUUUUGAUAAACUAAUGCAGUGGACUUGUAGUGAUGAGUGCCAGUAUGGAUGUAUGUGGCGAACCGUUGAAGCAUUCCAGGACAGAAAUUGGCAAAUCCCUCAAUUUUACGGCAAAUGGCCUUUUGUACGUUUUCUUGGCCUACAAGAGCCUGCCUCGGUUUUGUUUUCACUGUUCAACUUAUUAGCUCAUGUAAGAAAUUUAAGAAAAUUCCGAAGAGAAGUACGACCAGACAGCCCUUGCUAUAAAAUAUGGCAUUUGUUUUCAGCGGUAGCCAUUAAUGCUUGGAUAUGGUCAAUUGUUUUCCAUGCUCGAGAUAAUCCUUUAACUGAGUUACUUGAUUAUUCAUUUGCAUAUUCUAUGGUCCUAAUGACGCUAUACUGUAUGGUUAUGAGAAUGUUGCAUAAAUAUUCAUGGCUUCUUAAAGCUUUUAUAUCUUUGGCAUUUUUAUCUUAUUUUAUUAAUUACUUUGUCUAUAUAACGGUGGGACGUUUUAGUUAUUCCUUAAACAUGACAACAAAUCUUGUAACGGGCGCUUUAAGUGCCCUCGGUUGGUUCCUAUGGUCGUUUCGGGUGCGCAAACAAAGGCCGUACUAUCGGAAAAUCUUGGGCUUCUAUUUGCUUUUAGGCAUGAGCAUGAGCUUAGAGCUUUUAGAUUUUCCGCCAAUAUUUUGGAUUUUGGACGCACAUGCUUUGUGGCAUUUAUCAACUACAUUCAUUAUGAAUCCUUUAUACAGUUUUGCCAUCGAUGAUUGUAGACUUUUGCGUACGGAAAAGUAUUAUGAAUCAGUUGGUUAUGACAAAGAGAUCUGAUAAAUUAGUGCUAAGAAGAAAAGAGCUUUUUUUUCCUAUAUAAUUACUAGUCAAAAUAAACAUUUUAUCGCAAAAUUUUUUCUUCAAUCACAUAUGUAUGUAUUUGCAUAUGUGUUUAUAUGUGUACCUUAUGACCAAUGUGUUUAUUUUUCAUUAGUUUGCUAUUAAGAAUUUUAAAAUAAAAAGCGUUUUACAAUUUCAACACUUAAGAAAUUAAA